AUGGACAGGGCCAAGCAGCAGCGGGCGCUGCUCCUCCUCCCCAUCUGCCUCGCCCUCAUCUUCUCCCUCACUGCUGUGGUCAGCAGCCACUGGUGUGAGGGGACCCGGCGGGUGGUGAAGCCGCUGUGCCGGGACCAGCCGGGAGCGCAGCACUGCAUUCACUUCAAACGGGACAACAACAGCAACGGCAGGAUGGACAACGACAGCCAGGCUGUCCUGUACAUUUGGGAGCUGGGUGAUGACAAGUUCAUUCAGCGUGGGUUCCAUGUGGGGCUCUGGCAGUCCUGUGAGGAGAGCCUCAACGGUGAAGAUGAAAAGUGUAGGAGUUUCCAGAGUGUAGUGCCAGCUGAAGAACAAGGUGUUUUGUGGCUGUCCAUCGGGGGCGAGGUCCUGGAUAUCAUUCUGAUACUGACAAGCGCCAUCCUCCUGGGCUCCAGAGUGAGUUGUCGCACUGGGUUCGACUGGCUCAGGGUGGAUGCCUUGGUAGCCAUCUUCAUGGUGCUGGCAGGGCUCCUAGGCAUGGUGGCCCACAUGAUGUACACAACCAUUUUUCAAAUCACUGUGAACCUUGGACCAGAAGAUUGGAAGCCUCAGACCUGGGACUAUGGCUGGUCAUAUUGCCUCGCCUGGGGUUCUUUCGCCCUCUGCCUGGCUGUGUCGGUCACGGCCAUGAGCAGGUUCACGGCAGCCGGCCUGGAAUUCACCGAGAAGCAGAGGGCACAGAACAGCAGUCGGCACUCUCAACACAGCUUCCCGGAACCCGAGGCUUCAGAGAGCGUUUGGAAGACAGGAGCUGCUCCUCACCCUGCUGAACAAGCCUUCAGGAAUGUUUCUGGGCACCUCCCACCAGGAGCCCCAGGCAAGGUGUCCAUAUGCUAG
This is a messenger RNA of Nomascus leucogenys (northern white-cheeked gibbon), 879 nucleotides long. It is a transcript of the gene GSG1L2, whose product is annotated as GSG1 like 2. NCBI's taxonomy places the organism in Eukaryota, Metazoa, Chordata, Mammalia, Primates, Hylobatidae. Gene Ontology annotation, cellular component: plasma membrane. The record is from RefSeq and is a predicted model, not a curated record.